GUAAAGCAAUCAUUUCUGAUUUUUCGUCUGAAAUUACUUCUCAUAACAGCCAUUUUGUAAAAUAUGGAACGAGCGAAAAUGCGCUUCAUCGAAUUUAAAAACAAAUUAAACAGUUCAUGAUUACCUAUCAACCUUCAGUAAUUGUUAUUUGAGUCAUAGUUAGCAAGAUGGAAGGUGGGGGAGUUGUUGUUCCAAAUCAGUCCCCUGAUCAAGGCUUCUUCCACAUGCCAAAGCUUCAGGUUCCAACAUAUCAGAAGCCAAGAGUAUUUGUUCCUUUAAAUUACCCUCCACGUCCUCCACUUGAUGGAAAUGCAAGUACAAGUGAUCCAAAGCAGCGGCCAGUGGCUGGUCCACCUGUUAUGCCGAACGCAACACAGUUGUCUGGCACAACUGUUGAUGGAAUGUUUGAUGGGAAACGGAUACGCAAAACAAUGGUCCGAAAAACAGUUGAUUACAAUACAUCUGUUGUCAAAUAUUUAGAGAAUCGUGUGUGGCAGCGAGAUGGGAGGGAUGCUAGAGCUAUACAGCCUGAUGCAUUAUAUCAGUUAGAGGUGACGCCACCAUGUGACAUGCAACAGAAGCCGAUGAACUGUCUCACUUCAAAGUUUAUGCGGCAAUCAACAAACAAGUUCAGAUGUCCUAUAUUCUGUAUAUCUUGGACUCCAGAAGGUAGAAGAUUGGUGACUGGCGCAUCAAGUGGCGAAUUUACAUUGUGGAAUGGUCUCACAUUCAGCUUUGAAACUAUUUUACAGGCUCAUGAAACAUCGGUGCGGGCAAUGGUGUGGAGUCACAAUGACCAGUGGAUGUUGACGGCAGAUCAUGCAGGCUUCAUCAAGUACUGGCAGUCCAACAUGAAUAAUGUGAAAAUGUACCAGGGACAUAAAGAACCUAUACGGUCCAUCAGUUUUUGUCCAACUGAUUCCAAGUUUGCCACAUGUUCUGACGAUGGCACUGUGAGAGUUUGGGACUUUUUACGAUGUUAUGAGGAGAAAAUAUUAAGAGGUCAUGGUGCCGAUGUGAAGUGCGUGGACUGGCAUCCACAGAAGUCAUUGAUAGCAUCUGGAAGUAAAGAUAACCAAGUACCAAUCAAACUCUGGGAUCCAAAGUCAGGACAAAGUUUAGCUACAUUACAUGCUCAUAAAUUCACUGUGAUGGACAUAAAGUGGAAUCAGAAUGGUAACUGGUUAUUAACGGCAGCUAGAGAUCAUCUUAUGAAGUUAUUUGAUAUUAGAAAUCUCAAAGAAGAACUUCAGGUGUUUAAAGGUCACAAGAAGGAAGCUACAGCUGUGGCAUGGCAUCCAAUCAAUGAGCAGAUGUUUGCCAGUGGAGGAUCGGACGGUGCAAUCAUGUUCUGGAAUGCUGGGACAGAGAAAGAGGUAGGAGCUAUUGAGGAAGCACAUGAAGCAAUCAUCUGGGACUUGGCCUGGCACCCACUUGGUCAUAUACUCACAUCUGCCUCUAACGAUCAUUCUACGAAAUUUUGGACACGUAAUCGACCAGGUGAUGCUAUGAGAGAUAAAUACAACCUGAACAUAAUGGCAUAUGGUCCUGAUGGGGAGAUUAUUGAUAUAGAUGCUGAUGUACCACUGGGGGAAAACAAAAGUUUACUGCCAGGAAUGGGACUAGAAUUUGGACUACCUCCUGAACCAGAGAUAAAACCUGAACCAGUGGAGGAGGAAUUACCAUCUAUCCCUGGUCUAGACUGGUCCUCGGAUGCUCAGUACUUUAAAGAACAACAAGCCAAAAUAGAGGACAGGCAGCCUAGGAAGAAAGCACCUUAUUCUAGACCUAUCCCGAAAAGUUUUGAACAGGCUUGGAUCACCAACCAGCAGCCUGGAACACUCAUUAAAGAUGUUGAAGGUAAAAUGAAGAGAGGUAGAAUCCAGUCAUUGCUUACACUAGACCUGCCUGCUAAACCUAGAAAAGAAGAAUUUGAUGAUAGAGGAAAUAGGCUCAUAGACCCUAAUCUAGAUCAAUCAAAUACAGAGGGAUUUAAUCCGUUACCAGACGAUCAUAAUCCUUAUCUUGAUGAUGCAGACGAUCAGUUUCCCGAUGAUCAGGAUUUCCGUGGUGACCAGGAUUUCCGCAGCGACCAGGAUUUCCGCAGUGAUCAAGAUUUCCGAGAAGAUCAGGAUAUGAGGGAUGACCAGGACUUCCGUGGUGAUAUGGACUUCAGACAGGCUGAAGGGGGUGGGGGUUAUAACGGUCCUGGUCCUGUGGGAUCAUUUGGGUCUCAAGGUGGAGGGCCUAAGGGUAGAGAUGGAGGUAGAAGAGGGGGUGGUGGUCCGAGGCAGGGCUUCCAUGGGGACAGAAGUUUUGGACAUGAAGAUAUGGAUCAUGAUAACUAUGAUCGUGAUUAUAAUUCCGGGCCAAAUAACCGACCACCUGAUGGUGGAGGACAACAGAGACAGUUCGGGCAGAAAAAUCCCCCAAGCUUAAUGGAUCUUAGUUUUAAUUCAAAUGAAUCCUCAGACUUAAAUUUGAAGGAUCACAGUCCUGGACCAAAAGGUCGGGGACGAGAAGGCCGAGGACGUGAUAGACAUGGGGAAAGAGGUGGUAGAGGGGGUCAGGAUGGUUUCAGAAACAACAGGGGGAGGGGAGGUAGUAAUAAUAAUAGAUUUGAGGAUAGAGGUGGACGAGGAAACUGGAAUGAAGAUGGAGAUGGUAGUUUUAGUGAAAAUAAUGACAGUUUUAAUGAUUCACAGGGCAGUACCAACAGUGGUGGUUAUAGAGGUGGCAGCAAACCUAGAGGUGGCAGAGGAAACUAUAGAGGUGGUGAAAGGAGAGGUGGUAGGGGUGGACAAAGGGGUAACUACAGGGGUGGCGGUGACAAUAGAGGUGGGGGAAGGGGACGAGGGCGGGGAAGGCGUUGAACAUAUUUGUAAUACCUAGAAUAAACAAGAUGUUCAACAUUAUUUUGUGUCUUCUAUAGACCAAAAAGUGCAUUAUUGAAAUCUUUUUUUAUAAGAUUGGGUAAGCCAGGCUUGACUUGUUGACAGGUAUGCCUCACGCAGCUCAAACGUGAAAAUUUUCAAUUUUGCCCAAAAAUACAACAGUGCAAAUAUUGCCCCUAUUCAUCACUACUAAAGUGGAGAAGAAGAAUUCUAGUGAAAUGUUUCAUAGUUAAAGUUACAACUGUAUGGAUCGUCUGAAAAAUUUCCAUCUCAAGACUGACAUGUCCAAAUCAUCAUACAGGCUGUCAGUUUGUCUGGAAAGAAAAGUGUCUACACACUUCAUAAGAAUAUCCAGUUUGGAUAGCUGAAGUUUUAUUCAAUUUUUGAUGUUGGGAAUAAAUACAUAAUUAUUUUCUGCACUAGGUUAGGAGUAAUUAAAUACUGAUUUAGUGCCUCGGCACCAGGGAUUGAAAGUUUGUCUCAGAGCCAUAAUUGUGUCCUUCAAGAUGAGAAGUUGUUAAAUUCUUUGAGCUGGCUCGAUUUUUAUACUUGUCCAGCUGUAAAUACUCUUAUAUUCUACUAGUAAAUUCAAGUAGAGAAGUGAAUUUUUCAGUCUUCGUGCACUUACAUUGCAAUUGUACAGAAAUCAGUUGUACAUAUAUAUGUUCAUGUAUAUAAAUAUGAUGAAUAUAGUUAACAGUGUGACCCAUUUGUAAAUUUUAAUGAAUUAUUUCCAUGUUUUGAUUUCUAUAUGACCUUUGUAUUCAGUUUAGCAGGUAAAUCUUGACACUUUUUAUGCCCCCACCAAGUGGGAGCAUAUAGCGUUGCACUUGUCCGUCCGAGUGUCCGUACGUCCGUCUGUCCGUACGUCCCGAAAUCUUGUGAACGCAACUCCUCUUAAACGGGAUGGAAGAUUUUGCUUAAACUUACAGGGAUGAACAACCUUAAUGUGUAGAUGGUAGUAAAGGAGGGAAUUUUUGCUGCGACCAAAUUUAACAGAAUUAUGGCCCUUUGUUGAUUUUUUCACUAUAUUCUAUGCAGAAAUUUUGUGAACGCAACUCCUCUUAAACCGGAUGGCAGAUUUUGCUUAAACUUCCAGGGAUGAACAACCUUAAUGUGUAGAUGGUAGUAAAGGAAGGAAUUUUUGCUGCGACCAAAUUUAAUAGAAUUAUGGCCCUUUGUUGAUUUUUUCACUAUAUACUAUGCAGAAAUUUUGUGAACGCAACUCCUCUUAAACCGGAUGGCAGAUUUUGCUUAAACUUCCAGGGAUGAACAACCUUCAUGUGUAGAUGGUAGUAAAGGAAGGAAUUUUUGCUGCGACCAAAUUUAACAGAAUUAUGGUCCUUUGUUGAUUUUUAGUUUUCAACUUGUGGCACAUGUAGUCCAAAAAAAUAUUUGACCUAGAGUCAUAAGAUUGACAGAACAGUGGCGUGUGGGGGCAUCCGUGUCCUAUGGACACAUUUCUAGCUUUAAACAAUGUUGAUACUUUGGUUUAAUAGUGAGGCGGUGGCCUAGUGGUUAAGGUGUCUGGGCCUCUCAACCUAGAGAUCAAGGGUUCGAGCCCUACUAGGGUUAUGACCAUGUUUCUUCAUAUGACACCAGUACUGGUUGGUUCCAGGAAACGACUCGAAAGUGAUUAAUAUAAGUUGCAAGAACUUGUAUAACAUUAUCGAGCUUAAAUAAAUAUGUUUAAACCAAUAGUGAGGCAAUAUUUGUACUAAAUAGCAUGUAGGAUAUAUUAAGAGAGCGCUCAAGAGUUAAAAUAUUUGUAAAAAGAUUUAUAUCAACGUUUUUCUGUUACCAAAGAAAUUCUAUUUUUCUGAUUUUUCUGCUUACUAGUACAAAUGUUCUUAAACAUGUGUAUUUUGAGAUUGUAAUGAAUUCUUUACUAUCUGAAAAAAUGGAAGUGACAUAGGCAAUGGUCAUGUUUCAAUGUUGACAGAGUUGCCUUAAAUUGCAUGUUUGAACGACUAAGUGCUAAACUAGGUCCAUAAAUAAUAAUUCUGUAAAUGCAUAUGCAAUAUUGGAUUAAAUGUGACGUGCUUUUGGUUAGUUUGAAUUUGAUAAAGUGUCGAAAGUAAGUGUGAAAUAAAGAUAUAUUUAUAGGUCCUUGUACUUUCAGAUAUAUUUAGCCAUGUCUGUAAGCAAUUUGAUUAUUAAAAGUACUGUUCAUAUUUUAUAACGAUAUGUCAAUAAAUCGGUCCUUAUUUCAUUUCGGGAGUACAUCUUAAAUAAAUCAUUUCAUUGUUUCAAAUUUAACUUUAUCAGAAAAGAAAGGCAUAUCCUAGUUAAAUUGUUGACAUCCAUUUUUUUUUCAGGUUAUCGAUUUCUUCAUUUUCUAAAUGUUUUUUUUAAUUUUUGUUUAACUGACCUUAUGUUGUAGACUUUUCCUGUUAUUCUCUGUUAAUUUAAAGGAUAUAGUUACCAGAUUCCUAAAAUUGGGUAUUAAUCAGUAAAUUGUUUGUCCACACUGCAGUGAAGUGCAGUCUGGCUUCGAGAUUAUAAAACUUGAGUUCCGUCUCCAAUUUCAGGAUUUUCAUUGGUCAAUAUACAUUCUGUACUGGUGUCUGACCAAUCAAACACUUAAGAUUUGAGUUUUAGCUAUAACCUUGGACUCAAAGUGUGAGGUUAUAAAAAAAAUUCUCGGCUCAUACUUGUUACUCUGAUUGGUCAGAAAUCGCUGGAUGUUGUGGCUGAGAUGUUUCCUCUAAUUGUUGAAACAUAAGAAUUGCAGUCACAGUUUAUCCCCACAUUAUUUGUAAGAGACAACUAAAUAGGUUCAAAUAACUGGAGUAUAUGCAUGUCUCAGCUCAAGCAGGUGGUUUUUACCCCUGGUGUAACAUAUUCAAAAUGAGAGUUUUGUUGAAAAUAUCUUCAAUGCAAGUAUGUAUACAUCAGUUACACACUUGUCAAUAAGUAUAUUACAGGACCUGUUUGAGUGUUGUAUAUUUGUAAAAUAUUUGCUUAUAUAAUAAUAACUGGUGUCUUAGACAUUGGUUAUUUGAAUGAAUGAAUCUGUACUUUUGUAUAUAAAGUAUUUGAGUAACUUGAGAAUUUGAUUCUAUUACAUGUACAUUGUUUCUCAAGAAAUCGCCGCAUGUUUUAUAUACAUUGAGAAUGAUGUAUGAUGAUGACAAUGCAGUAAAAACUUCUACUAUGA
Molecule: messenger RNA, 6054 nt
Organism: Ruditapes philippinarum (Manila clam)
Lineage: Eukaryota; Metazoa; Mollusca; Bivalvia; Venerida; Veneridae
Product: pre-mRNA 3' end processing protein WDR33-like
Exons: 18
Coding region: 168-2873 (901 amino acids)
Cellular component (GO): mRNA cleavage and polyadenylation specificity factor complex
Molecular function (GO): protein binding
Source: RefSeq, a predicted model, not a curated record